AUGAGGAAAAUUCCUGACAAGUCAUGGAUAGAUAUCCUUAGGUGUGAACGGUUUCGUGAUCAACGAUAUAGGGAUGGAUGUGAAGCCUUCAUGAAGUAUGCCGAAAUGAACCCAAAAAAUUUAAGUAGCGGUGCAAUGUACUGCCCCUGUUAUAGGUGUAAGAAUAUGAAGCUGAAAAAUAAAGAUGAAAUACGAAGUCACAUAGCAAACUCUGGUUUUUAUGAGGAAUAUAAAUAUUGGUCCUAUCACGGGGAAGGUUGUACCGAAAAUGAAGUCCCGGAUGUGCAUGUCGAUACCAGUCAUGGUGUCAGGAUAGAUGAUACAGACAUAAAUUUACAGACUGAUAUUGGACCUGACUAUACCGAAUAUGAUAUUAACAAUGACAAUGAAUAUGAUAUUAUAGUUGAUGUCCAAGAUGCUCAUGCUCCUGAGGACUUGGAUCGUAUAAUGAAACUACUAGAAGAUAGUGAAAAUGAUUUGUAUCAGGGUUGCACCGAGUACUCCAGAUUUUCAUUUAUGUUGGAGCUCUUACAUAUUAAGAGCCUCAGUGGAAUGGCAAAUACUUAUUUCGAAAUGCUUCUUGUUUUACUACGGAAGGUAGUUCCAGGAGGAGAGCGUAGCAUUCCUAAAACAACUUAUGCGGCAAAGCAAAUAGUUUCCGAUUUGGGGCUUGAUUACAAUAAGAUUGAUGCGUGUCCCAAUGAUUGUAUUCUCUACUACAAGGAUAAUAAAGACCUUCAGGAAUGUCCAACAUGUGGAGUUUCUCAAUGGAAACAACAAACUCGCUCUUCAACAAGGCAGCCAACAGAGUCAAUGUCCCAGCAGAGCAUGAUUCUAGCUAAGGUGCUUCGUCAUUUCCCGUUAGUUUCCAGAUUGCAACGUCUGUAUAUGAACAAAGACACCACUGAGAACAUGAGGUGGCACAAAGAAGACCGUAUUGAAGAUGGUAAGCUGAGACAUCCAGCUGAUGCAGAGGCUUGGAAGCAUAUUGAUAAGACUUUUCCUAAUUUCGCUCAUGAAUGCAGAAAUGUCAGACUUGGGCUUUCUAGCGACGGAUUCAAUCCGUUCGGGGUUAAGAGUUCAGCUUAUGCUAAUCUUUCUGGUUGUUCGACAAAAGGCAAGUUUGCUUGUCCAGUAUGUGGCCCAGAAUUUGAAGGCCUUCACUUACCAUAUAGUCGAAAGUGUUGUUAUUGGUUCAAUAGGAGAUGGUUGCCCUCGGGGCACAAAUACAGAAAAUUGAUCAAUAAAUUUGACGGCACUGUUGAGACUAGGAAUAAACCACGUCAAAUGACCGGUGCUGAUAUUGUAAAGUUGCUUGAGCAUCUACCUAAAAUUAGAUUUGGUAAGAACCGAUAUUCUAAGUAUGAAUCACUCAAAGCUAGAGGCUCCUGCAAAAAGAAAAAGACACUGAAGAGGAAGAGAGCAUUCUAA
Messenger RNA from Asparagus officinalis (garden asparagus), 1431 nucleotides. RefSeq lists its product as uncharacterized. NCBI's taxonomy places the organism in Eukaryota, Viridiplantae, Streptophyta, Magnoliopsida, Asparagales, Asparagaceae. The record is from RefSeq and is a predicted model, not a curated record. The transcript is spliced from 2 exons. Bases 1 to 1431 code for a protein of 476 amino acids.